AUGAAGUUCAUCGCUGGGCUUAUCGCCCUUGUCUCCAUCGCGGCCGCCGCGCCGUCCAUGGUUGUUGAUCGGGCGUCCUCUCCUAUCAACGUGCAGCUGGAGAAGGCGGGCAACUCGGUCAUCAAGGCCACCAUCUCCAAUGUCGGCCACGAAGACCUUAGGAUUUUCCGCCCAGGAUCCAUCUUUGACAGCUCUGCAGUUGAGAAGGCAAAGGUCAAAGCCGGUGCUCGAGAGAUUGGCUUCGCCGGCAUAAGAAAGCGAGUGUCCACAACCAAGAUCGCGGCAGAGUCGUUCCAGCACGUUUCGGCGGGCCAGUCCGUCGUGGUCACCUUUGACAUCGCCGAGACGCACGAUCUCUCGGCGGGUGGCGAUUUCCACGUCGUGUCCGCUGGGAAGCUCAUGGUUGCCAGCAAAUCCGGGGACAACAAAAUCGUCAAGUCGUUGCCAUACGAAUCCAACAUCCUCAAGACCAAGGUCAAUGGCGCAGAGGCAGCGGCAGUACGGGCAAACAUCCACCAGAAGUGGAAACGCACCAACGUUCAGAGCGACUGCACCGGCGAGCGUCUCUCUGUGACAGAGCAGGCCCUCCAAAACUGCCAGUCCCUGUCGCAGACGGCGCAGCAGGCUGCCUCGUCGGGCCCGUCCGAGAAGAUGGAAGAGUUCUUCAAGGCGUCCGACAGCAACACCCGCAACACCGUGGCCGGGGUGUUUAGCCGCGUCGCGCAAGAAUGCGGCUCGACGAGUUCCGGCGCGUCGACAUACUACUGCACCGACGUCGGCAACUACUGCCAGAGCAACGUCCUGGCCUAUACGGUUCCAAGUCAGAGCUACAUGGUGUACUGCGACCUCUACUUCAACGACCUCCCGCCGUUGACCAGCACGUGCCACGCGCAGGAUCAAGCGACCACGAACCUCCAUGAGUGCACCCAUUUGACGGAGAUUCAGGGCACCGACGAUCUCGGCUACGGCUACGAUGCCAUCUUGCAGUUGUCCGCCGCCGAGGAGCUGAACAACGCCGACACGUACGCCGUGUUUGCCAACUCUCUCUAUGCCGGCUGCUGA
Messenger RNA from Purpureocillium takamizusanense, 1062 nucleotides. RefSeq names its product Deuterolysin. The transcript has 2 exons. Gene Ontology annotation, molecular function: metalloendopeptidase activity. Gene Ontology annotation, biological process: proteolysis. The record is from RefSeq and is a predicted model, not a curated record. Bases 1 to 1062 code for a protein of 353 amino acids. NCBI's taxonomy places the organism in Eukaryota, Fungi, Ascomycota, Sordariomycetes, Hypocreales, Ophiocordycipitaceae.